Culicoides brevitarsis is the source of this 450-nucleotide messenger RNA. RefSeq names its product protein LTO1 homolog. Bases 25 to 450 code for a protein of 141 amino acids. The transcript has 2 exons. NCBI's taxonomy places the organism in Eukaryota, Metazoa, Arthropoda, Insecta, Diptera, Ceratopogonidae. The record is from RefSeq and is a predicted model, not a curated record.
AGUCUUUUUUCAAAAUUCUACUAAAUGGCUGCUGAUUCGACAUCAAAAAGCAACGACGUCGACAUAAACGAAGCCUUGGACAACAUUUUUAUGUCAGAACAAAAUAUCCUCGAAGAAAACUACCAAAAAGGCUUCGAAACCGGAAAGGCACAAGGCAACACAGAAGCAUAUCACUUAGGCUAUCAUCGUGCUUCUGAGAUCGGCGCAGAGCUUGGUUACUACUUUGCCAUCCUAAAAAGACAACAACAGAACCCUUCGCCACACACAAGUGAACGUAUUUCAAAGUUAAUUUCAACUUUGCUGACCAAAAUUGAGGAAUUUCCACGUUUUAACGACCCGAACGUUGAUAUAAUUGGCUCUGUAACAGAAAUCCGCUCAAAAUAUCGUCAAAUUUGUGCCAGUAUUAAACUUAACAGCAAAUUUCCUGAAGCAAGUACUUUAUCCUUUUAA